UACUUAGAGGACCUUCUUUGCCUGAGAUCAGCACUCAAAGCUUCGGGCGAUUAAGCUUCUUCAGCUUCUGAGUACCCCACACUGUCUCAAGCCUAAUCGGACAUCAACACCGUCAAGAUGGGGAUGGGAGAUUACUCACCCGGCAGCAUUUGGUACUAUGCACCGAACAAAGUCGCCCCGAUUAUCUUCAUCGUCCUAUUCUUCAUCUCAGGAUGUGUCCACGCCUGGCAAACCAUCAAACACAAAUCAUGGCGCACCACCAUCCUUCUCCCGUGGGCGGCGGCACUCAUGAUAGCCGGCUUCACCAUCCGCGAAGUCGGCGCCUACAAUACCUCCAACCUAACCUACCUAAUCGCCAGCACCGUUCUCAUCAUGUCUGGCCCUCCCGUCUACGCUCUCAUCAACUACUUCAUCCUAUCCCGCGUCCUAUACUACAUCCCCUACCUCGCGCCCAUGCACCCCGGCCGUGUAGCAACAACCUUCGUCGGGUUGGACGCCGUCUGCGAGAUCCUCAUCGGGCAGGGUGCGUGGCGCAUGGCGAACUCCGACCUGACCGAAAAGGAGAGGCAAAUCGGGGCACAUCUAGUCACAGCCUCGCUCUGUCUCCAAGCAGCGCUGUUCGGCUCCUUCGGUCUCCUUGCAGCGCAGUUCCACCGCCGGGCGAACAAAGAGAACCUGCUAUCGAAAGACCUGCGCAUCGUGCUCUACGUCCUCUACGUCAGCGCCACCAUCGUAACCAUCCGCUGCAUAUACCGCCUCGUCGAGUACAUCGAAGGCUGGGACAGCACCGUCUACAAGAACGAAGUCUUCUUCUGGAUCUUCGAGGCUGUCAUCAUGUUCCUCAACACCCUGCUGCUGAACUUCUACCACCCCGGCAAACGACUCCCGCGCUCUAACUCCAUCUUUCUGGACCGGGAUGGCGUGACGGAGAGGAGGGGACCUGGGUGGGCGGACGAUAGGCCGUGGAUUGUGACGGUCUUCGAUCCGUUUGACAUUUGGGGUUUGGUGACAGGGCGGGAUAAAAAGACGCAGUUCUGGGACAUGUCGGACGAUGAGCUUGCGCGGCUGAGGGCGGAGGCUAAGGCGAACAAACGGAGCUUCGUUGCCGCUUUUCUGGAUCCAUUCCAUCUUUGGGGAAGAAGGGGGUAUAUUGGGAAGCACCUCACGAAAAAGCCGCUGAGCGGAAAUGAGCGGGCCAUUCCAUCCGUGGCUGAAGUCAAGACAGAGGAGAACACGAAGAGCGGCCAGGAUGUGAAGGACUUGGUGUGAAGGGGACAUCGCCGUUUGUCCACCAACGUUGCUUUCUUCGACCUGCUUCUUCGAUUCCCGUUUCGCUUUCGGCACUUUGCGUCUCUCCCCGGGCCUCUCUAUGGCGCCCCAUUCUAUUGUAUUCGAUACCCCUUUCUUGCUCCCUCUCCAUCUCGCUUGUUUGUCGCUGGCCUAGCUCCGUUUAAUGGAAACUUCGCUUCCUUUCAAUCCCCGCGCGCGAAUCUUCAUG
Molecule: messenger RNA, 1498 nt
Organism: Trematosphaeria pertusa
Lineage: Eukaryota; Fungi; Ascomycota; Dothideomycetes; Pleosporales; Trematosphaeriaceae
Exons: 3
Coding region: 118-1269 (383 amino acids)
Cellular component (GO): membrane
Source: RefSeq, a predicted model, not a curated record